This is a messenger RNA of Paramecium tetraurelia, 129 nucleotides long. RefSeq lists its product as uncharacterized. The transcript has a single exon. NCBI's taxonomy places the organism in Eukaryota, Ciliophora, Oligohymenophorea, Peniculida, Parameciidae. The record is from RefSeq and is a predicted model, not a curated record.
AUGAGUAAGCAAAUGGAAUUGGUGAUUAUAUAACAAUCUAAUAAAUUGAGCAGAAUUGGAAUGACUAUAAACUUUUCAUCAGAAAUUGAAGUUGUAAAUGGAGUAAUUCAUAAUGAUAAUAAACCUUGA